AUGGACAAGAAGCACUAUAAGCUCAGGGCCCCGCAUCUUGAACGACUUGUGGAUUAUGUUGAUGACGGUGGCAACCUAGAGAGUCAUGAUGACGUCCCUAAUGAUAUCCGCCGAGACCUGGUCCUGGAAAGUCAGGCGGGAAAGAAAUCUAGAAAAGCUGACGACGCACAAGCAACGGGGGUGCCAUAUACUCCAAUCAGCAUCAAUGUGCUGCCGGCACAGACCACACGUGCCUCGGUGGUCGCUGAGCCGCCGGCCAGAUCUUCAUCUCCCGACCAGCAUCCUGUAAUCCCUGGGCCUCGAGAAGAAGCUGUCAGGAAGUACUGCAGAUGGCUGGAAUCACGGGCCACUGAUGAGGCGUACAAAGCUGAUUUUCGGAGGAUCUGCAAGGUAACCCAGGAAAAUCACCUAGAUCUUGAGCUAAUCCUCGAGGAUCCAGACCCUGGCUUCUUUGUUAAGCAAGGGAUCAAAACUGGAACUGCUCGCCGUUUUGUUCGCGAUAUCCAUGAAUGGGCCAGAUGUUUGAACACAAACAUGGCACUCGAGGAGAGCGCUUGGGAGGUUUUGGAUGAUGUUGUUGAAUAG
Messenger RNA from Aspergillus clavatus NRRL 1, 585 nucleotides. RefSeq lists its product as uncharacterized. The transcript has a single exon. The record is from RefSeq and is a predicted model, not a curated record. Bases 1 to 585 code for a protein of 194 amino acids. Lineage: Eukaryota; Fungi; Ascomycota; Eurotiomycetes; Eurotiales; Aspergillaceae.